AUGGUGAACAUCACGGAGAAGAUCAAGGAGAUUGAGGAUGAGAUGAAGAGGACACAAAACACAUCAGAAUAUCAUCUUGGCUUGUUGAAAGGAAAGCUUGCAAGAUAUCGUGCCCAACUGCUCGAGCCAGGUCCUGGCGCAGGAGGUCCUGGCGGAACCGGCUUCGAUGUACAAAAGUCUGGUGAUGCUCGAAUAGCACUCGUGGGCUUCCCGUCCGUCGGAAAGUCAACAUUUCUCUCCAAAGUCACGAAAACGAAGUCCGAGGUCGCUGCAUAUUCCUUCACGACUUUGACUGCCAUUCCUGGAGUGCUGGAGUAUGGAGGUGCCGAGAUCCAGGUUCUCGAUCUUCCUGGUAUCAUUGAAGGAGCUUCAGAGGGUAAGGGCCGUGGACGGCAGGUCAUUUCGGCGGCAAAGACCAGCGACAUGGUCCUCAUGGUUCUCGAUGCCACGAAGCGAGCAGAACAACGGGCGCUUCUUGAAGCAGAACUGGAAGCAGUCGGCAUCAGGUUGAAUCAAGCACCUCCGAACAUCUACCUCAAGCCCAAAACGGCCGGCGGUAUGAAAAUCACAUUUUCCUCUCCACCGAAAUAUCUUGACCAGAAGAUGCUUUACAACAUCCUACGAGACUACAAGAUCCUCAAUUGCGAAGUAUUGGUCAGAGACGAGAACGCCACUGUGGACCAAUUCAUCGACGUGAUCAUGCGAGAUCACAGAACAUACAUCAAAUGCCUCUACGUCUACAACAAAAUCGACAGCAUCAGUCUGGAUUUCCUCAAUCGACUAGCGCGAGAACCCAACACCGUCGUGAUGAGCUGUGAGCUGGAUCUUGGAAUCAAGGAGGUCGUUGACCGGUGUUGGGACGAAUUACAUCUGAUCAGAAUCUACACGAAGCGAAAGGGCAUCGAUCCGGAUUUCAGCGAAGCCCUGAUCGUCCGGAACAACAGCACAAUUGAGGAUGUGUGUGAUCAAAUUCACCGGACGAUCAAGGACAGCUUCAAGUAUGCAUUGGUCUGGGGAGCGAGUGCGAGACACGUACCGCAACGUGUGGGACUAUCACAUGUUGUUGCAGACGAGGAUGUUGUCAGUAUAGUGGGAACCAAGAGCGGUUUGGCAGCCAAGUAG
Molecule: messenger RNA, 1122 nt
Organism: Zymoseptoria tritici IPO323
Lineage: Eukaryota; Fungi; Ascomycota; Dothideomycetes; Mycosphaerellales; Mycosphaerellaceae
Product: GTP-binding protein
Exons: 7
Coding region: 1-1122 (373 amino acids)
Biological process (GO): cytoplasmic translation
Cellular component (GO): cytoplasm
Molecular function (GO): GTPase activity; GTP binding
Source: RefSeq, a predicted model, not a curated record